AUUUGGGUGAGGUCAAGCAGUCAUGUUGUGAAAUUUCAUUUGAAAUUCCUCAGAGCUGCUGGUAGCAAUCUGAGUCUAUCUUCCUUUCAAUCUUCCCUCUGAUCUGGAUUCCUGAUUUUGAGAUUCAGGCCAAGACAUGAGAGUGUUCCUUUUACGAAGGGGGCUCAUGGGAGUGUGGUUGCUUCUUUUGCAAUUCAAGUGACUUCAACCACAGCACCUCUCUCCUGGUUACACAUUCCUGCCAGAUGAAAUGUUGACUUGCUGAAUUUCUGGUUCUUGGCUGUUCCUCUGAGUAUUGGUGACUUUUGAGACAGAAGUUGACAAGCUCUGUCUGCAACCAUGUGGUUCUACCUGGCUGUCCUGCUGGGGCUUUACUUUUUCCGCCGAUGGUACCGGGAGAGACAGACUGUGGAGAACCUCAGAGAGAAAUAUGUCUUUAUCACUGGCUGUGACUCUGGCUUUGGGAACAAGCUUGCCAGGCAGUUGGAUGCCCUGGGCCUGCGGGUGUUGGCAGCCUGUUUCACCGCAGAUGGGGCAGAAGAGUUGGAGAGGCUGUCAUCUGAUCGACUGAAAACCACCAUCUUAGAUGUCAGCAGCAAAGAGAGUGUUGUGGCAGCAACUGAGUGGGUGAAAGGAAUUGUGAGGAGCAAAGGACUCUGGGGCUUGGUCAACAAUGCAGGUAUAGCUUCUCAUAUAGCUCCCACUGAGUGGCUGACCAAGGAUGACUUUGCAAAGGUGAUAGGUGUCAACCUGCUUGGGUUGAUUGAUGUGACAUUGCACAUGCUGCCACUGGUGAGAGCUGCCAGAGGGAGAGUCGUCAAUGUGGCCAGUUCAGCAGGAAGAGUAGCAUGCGUUGGAGGAGGUUACUGUCCCUCCAAGUAUGGUGUGGAAGCCUUCUCUGACAGUAUGAGACGAGAGCUCCUUCCUUUUGGAGUCCAAGUUAGCAUUAUUGAACCUGGUGCUUUUGCUAAUCCCAUUGUCAAAAUAGCAAAAGAAAGCUUAAGGAGUACAUGGAACCGGGUACCUUCUGACAUCAAAGAGACCUAUGGGCAGAAGUACUUUGACAACUACUGUAAAAGUUAUGAAGAUUUCACUAAAGGAGCCAACAAAAACCUCAACCUGGUCACUGACUGCAUGGAACAUGCCCUGACAUCCCGCUACCCUCGCACUCGCUACGCUGCAGGCUGGGAUGCAAAGUUCUUUUACAUUCCUCUGUCUUACAUGCCAACCUUAGUAGCCGACUAUGUCCUGGCCGGCUUUGCCCCAAGGCCAGCACAGGCAGUGUAGACCCUGUGUCAGAAAGGGCAUCACAAACAUCCAAACCAACCAACAAGAUAUGAGAAUGGGGCCCAACUCCAACUGCAUCAUUCCAUGACCUUAUAAGAUGAAGCCUCGGUUACUGAAUAUCUAUUAGGAAAACUAAGGGUUUUUUUCAUUGAUUCAGUACUAUUGUUGUUAACUGCCCUUGAGUUGAUCUCAGCUGAUGGUGACCCUCUGGAUGAGACCUCUCCAAGGCCCCCUGCCUUCCCCUGCUCUGCUUAAGCCUUGCAGACCCAUGACCUUGACCUUCCUAAUUGAGUCUAGGCAUUUGGUGUAGGUUUUCCUUUCUUUAUACUACCCUCAACUUUUCCUAGAAUUAUUGUGAUUUUUAAUGGGUCGUGCUUUCUCAUGAUGUGGCCAAAGUAUGAAACGU
Molecule: messenger RNA, 1693 nt
Organism: Sceloporus undulatus (fence lizard)
Lineage: Eukaryota; Metazoa; Chordata; Lepidosauria; Squamata; Phrynosomatidae
Product: 17-beta-hydroxysteroid dehydrogenase type 6-like
Exons: 6
Coding region: 340-1287 (315 amino acids)
Source: RefSeq, a predicted model, not a curated record